Molecule: messenger RNA, 2042 nt
Organism: Cajanus cajan (pigeon pea)
Lineage: Eukaryota; Viridiplantae; Streptophyta; Magnoliopsida; Fabales; Fabaceae
Product: 9-cis-epoxycarotenoid dioxygenase NCED3, chloroplastic
Biological process (GO): carotene catabolic process
Cellular component (GO): chloroplast stroma
Molecular function (GO): carotenoid dioxygenase activity
Source: RefSeq, a predicted model, not a curated record
CCUUUCAAUCUUUCUUGGUUUGUCCUAUCGACAUAAAACAUUAAAAAAAAAAGAAAAAGACAUCAAAGGCGAAAGAGGCACACUGGUCAGAAACUGGAUGAUCAUGGCAACGGUGAACUGGAGCAGUUGGGUGAAACCAUCAGCAUCAGGCCCUCAGCCUCUGUUGUGUUGCUCAUUGAAGAGGGGAACAAGGGUAGAGAAGAAGGGCAUUAGAAGGGUGGAUUGCGCUCUACACUCACCCCCAGUGAUCCACUUCCCAAACCAACCCCAAAUCACCAAAGAAACCACCACACCGGGGAAACACUCUCGCUGGAACCCAUUCCAAAAAGCCGCCGCAAAAGCCCUUGACAUGUUCGAGACCGCGUUGGUCGCACGCGAGCUCCACAAACCGCUCCCUAAAACCACCGACCCACGCGUCCAAAUCGCCGGAAACUUCGCCCCCGUCCCCGAACACCCCGUCACGCAUUCCCUCCCCGUAGAGGGCACAAUCCCCCGCUCCCUUAACGGCGUCUACGUCCGUAACGGCGCCAACCCAAUGUUCAACCCCACCGCGGGGCACCACCUCUUCGACGGCGACGGAAUGCUCCACGCCGUUAAAUUCAAUGACGGGACCGCCUCCUACGCCUGCCGCUUCACGCAAACCGAACGCCUCCUGCAGGAACGCGAACUCGGAAAACCGGUCUUCCCCAAAGCCAUAGGCCAACUCCACGGCCACUCCGGCAUCGCCAGGUUGCUUCUCUUCUACACGCGCAGCCUCUUCGGCCUCCUCGACCACCGCCGCGGCGCCGGCGUCGCCAACGCCGGCCUCGUCUUCUUCAACGGCAAACUCCUCGCCAUGUCCGAGGACGACCUCCCCUACGAGGUCCAAAUCACGGACUCCGGCGACCUCAAAACAAUCGGCCGUUACAGCUUCGAAAAUCAACUCAAGUCCAGCAUGAUCGCGCAUCCCAAGAUCGACCCGGCCACCGGCGAACUCUUCUCCCUCAGCUACGACGUCACCAGCCCCUGCCUCAAAUACUUCCACUUCUCGCCGGCCGGCAAGAAGUCGCCGGAAGUCGAAAUCAACCUCGGCUCUCCGACCAUGACGCACGACUUCGCCAUCACCGAGAAUUUCGUGGUCAUCCCCGACCAGCAGGUGGUGUUCAAGCUGGCGGAGCUGAUCAAAGGAGGGUCCCCGGUGAUGUUCGACGGCAAGAAGAAAUCUCGGUUCGGGGUUCUCCCCAAAUACGCGAGCGACGCGUCGAGCAUGGUGUGGGUGGAGACGCCGAACGCGUUCUGCUUCCACCUCUGGAACGCGUGGGAGGAGGCAGAAACGGACGAGGUGGUUGUUCUGGGGUCGUGCAUGACGCCGGCGGAUUCCAUCUUCAACGAGAGCGAGGAGAGUCUGAGGAGCGUGCUGAGCGAGAUAAGGCUGAAUCUGAGGACGGGUUUGUCGACGCGGCGCGCGGUGGUCCCCGAUAUGAACAUGGAGGUGGGGAUGGUGAACCGGAAGCGGUUGGGGAGGAAGAGCCGGUUCGCUUACCUGGCGGUGGCUGAACCGUGGCCGAAGGUGUCCGGUUUGGCGAAGGUGGAUUUGGAGAGCGGAGAGGUGACGGUGCAUGAGUACGGCGAGGGAAGAUUCGGUGGAGAGCCGUUUUUUGUGGGCACACGUGGAGGCGAGGAGGACGAGGGGUACGUUAUGGCUUUUGUGCAUGACGAGGUGACGUGGCAGUCUCACUUGCUGAUUUUUAAUGCCCUCGACUUGAGCCUCCAGGCCUCUCUCCUGCUUCCCUCCAGAGUCCCCUAUGGCUUUCAUGGCACUUUCAUUGAGGCUCACCAUUUCCCCUUACAAUCCUCCUUUCAUUAAUCCUUUUUUAUUUUUUUUAUUUUAUUUGGUUUAAUAACUUUGUGGAGAAUUUCACCAGAGGGAUUCAUUGGGUUUGGGUACCACACUUGACACUACCACUAGCAGACAGGUCCCCGGGUUCUCCUCAACAUGGAUUUUGUUGUUAUAUCUGCAUGACUGCAUUGCAUAUUGGAUAUUGCAUUCCUACUUUCCAUUC